AUGGCAACAAUUCUCAAGGCCAUCCUGGGAAAGGUGGACAGGGUAAAAAAGGCCACCAAUUCGUACAUUGAUGAUAUUCUGGUGGAUGAAACCGUAAUGCCAGCAACGGAGCUCAGAGGCCACCUGAAUAGUUUUGGACUGAUCGCCAAGCCACAAGAGGCAAUGGAGGGAGGUGCUGCACUGGGCCUCAAGCUAUGGAGAGACAAGGCCGGCGCGUUGGUGUUCCGGCGAGGGAAUGAGAUCCCCGAACUGGGCGCCAGCAUGAGUAGACGGGAACUGUUCUCUGUGUGGGGGAAGCUGGUGGGACACUACCCGAUUGCAGGAUGGUUCCGGACAGCAUGUAGCUUCAUCAAGAGACGAGCUGAAGGAGUGAAGUGGAACGAUAGAGUGGGGGAAAAGACGACCGACAUGAUACAGGAAGUCUUGGUCAAAGUAAGAGCAGAGGACCCGGUGAGGGGCAGUUGGUAUGUUCCCAAAUCAAUGAGCGGGAUUGUAUGGUGUGACGCCAGUAGAAUCGCAAUAGGGGUUGUCUUAGAAGUGGGAGGUGUCAUGGUAGAAGAUGCAGCCUGGCUCAGGAAGACGGAUGACUGCAAUCAUAUCAAUGUGGCGGAGUUGGAUGCCGUGUUGAAGGGUGUGAACCUAGCCUUGAAGUGUGGGUUGCAUACCAUAGAAAUCAGAACUGAUUCAGCCACUGUACUUGGUUGGAUGACAGCAGUCAUCACUAAUGAGCGGAGGGUGCGGACCAAAGGGGCUGCAGAGAUGCUGGUAAAGCGUCGAUUGGGGAUACUGCGUGAACUAGCCACUGAGUUCAAUCUGAAGCUGAGCGUGAUAUUUGUGCCUUCCGAGAAGAACAGGGCGGACGUCCUGACCAGGGUAAAGCGAGCCUGGUUACAGGUGCCAGAGGAUGUGAAGCAGGCUGUAGCUGCAGUAUGCCGUCUGAGUGAUUCGGAGUUGCGGAGAUUGCAUACCAUGCAUCACAUGGGGGUGGACAGGACAUAG
Messenger RNA from Octopus sinensis (East Asian common octopus), 999 nucleotides. RefSeq lists its product as uncharacterized. The record is from RefSeq and is a predicted model, not a curated record. Gene Ontology annotation, molecular function: nucleic acid binding; RNA-DNA hybrid ribonuclease activity. The transcript has a single exon. The coding region runs from base 1 to 999 and encodes 332 amino acids. Lineage: Eukaryota; Metazoa; Mollusca; Cephalopoda; Octopoda; Octopodidae.